AUGGAUUUUUCAAAGCGGAAACCAGCCUCGCCGCGCGGUCAGUUAUAUCCGCAAAGAGCAUAUCCUUCGCCAACAUCGCUACCAAGCCCUGAAGUUCCCCAAUUUCAGGAGUUCUCCCGCAUACCGACCCUUGCCCUCGACCAGGCCUUCUCAGCCUGGCCGGAGCAGCAGCACAAGCGCCGCGAGGGCAUGCCCGAGUACUACCACCACGCAGGCAGCUCUCUCACCGGCGACGUCUACGGCCUCGACUACCAGCGGUCGAGGAGCAUUCACAGCGAGCAAAGCUUGGAGCUCACGGGCCCGCUAGACGUGGCGGGAAGCAUCAAGGCCCGAAACAUUAGCUUUGGCGGCGACUUCAUUGUUAGCGAUGCGAUUGAUGCAUACGGAGACAUCGAAAUCAAUGGCAACAUGACGGCAGAAGGCCGGAUAAAGGCCUUUGGGGACAUCAAAGUCAACGGCAGCUUGACAGCGAGUGGGAAAAUCGAAGGAUCCUCUAGAUUAAAGCUGCGCGGCAGUAUUCACGCGGCUGACGUGGAAAUUUACGGCAACGUCAUCCUUCGGGGGUACCUGUACUGUCGCCAGCUUGUAGUCUACGGCUCCAUCAUCUUGGUUGGACCCAACUCGACAUAUGACGUGGCGGGCUACGAAAUGGUCACAGGUCUACGUACGCGACGUGACCAUGAGCCAGAUUGGGACAUCUGA
Akanthomyces muscarius is the source of this 702-nucleotide messenger RNA. RefSeq lists its product as uncharacterized. Bases 1 to 702 code for a protein of 233 amino acids. Lineage: Eukaryota; Fungi; Ascomycota; Sordariomycetes; Hypocreales; Cordycipitaceae. The transcript is spliced from 4 exons. The record is from RefSeq and is a predicted model, not a curated record.